AUGGAGGCAGCUACAGCAGGUCUUCGGGACACAGCCUCGUUAACUCGGAAGUUUGAGUUUAACCCAAAGUGGGGCAUUGAUAAUCCUGUCCUCUCUCUGGCUGAAGACUUCGACCCCUCCGAUCUCCAGUGCCUGCAGCGGCCUCGUUUCUGUCUGCUGAGCAAAGAGGAAGGCAGGAGUUUUGGCUUCCACCUGCAGGAGCUGGGCAGGGCUGGGCCUGUGGUGUGCAGGGUGGACCCAGGCACCUCUGCCCAGUACCAGGGCGUUCGGGAAGGGGACCGGAUCCUGGGGGUGAAUGACCGAGUCGUGGAAUGUGAAGACUACGCUGUGGUGGUUCGCUGCAUCCAGGCCAGCGGGCCCCGCGUGCUGCUGACCGUCUUGGCGCAGCACGUGCAUGAUGUCGCUCGAGCUCAGCAGGGGAACAGCGCCCACCUCUGUCCUCCUCUCGGCCCUGGGGUCCGGCCCCGACUGUGCCACGUAGUGAAAGACGAGGGUGGUUUUGGCUUCAGUGUCUCCUACAGCCAUCAAGGUCCUUUCUGGCUGGUGCUGAGUACUGGAGGAGCAGCCGAGCGGUCAGGGGUGCCCCCUGGGGCCCGGCUGCUGGAAGUGAACGGGGUCAGCGUGGAGAAGUUCACUUAUCACCAACUCAGCAGGAAGCUCUGGCAGAGUGGAGACCAAGUGACCCUGCUGGUGGCAGGGCCAGAGGUGGAGGAACGGUGUCGCCAGCUGGGAAUGCCCCUGGCUGCACCGCUGGCAGAGGGCUGGGCACUGCCCACCAGGCCCCGCCGCCUGCACCUAAAGAAAGGGCCCCAGGGCUUUGGGUUCCUGCUUCGUGAGGAGAAAGGUCUUGAUGGUCGCCCUGGACAGUUCCUGUGGGAGGUGGACCCAGGACUGCCAGCUGAGAAAGCCGGGAUGCAGGCUGGGGACCGGCUGGUGGCUGUGGCUGGGGAAAGUGUGGAGGGGCUGGGCCAUGAGGAGACGGUGGCCAGGAUCCGGUCGCAGGGCUCCUGUGUCUCCCUCAUUGUUGUCGACCCUAAAGCUGACCGCUUCUUCAGCAUGGUUCGUUUGUCCCCACUUCUCUUCUUGGAGAGCACAGAGGCUCCUGCCUCCCCGCAGGAAACCUGCUUGGCCUCUCUGGUUGAAACCAAGGACCUACCAGUUGAAGACACAGCCGUGCCUCUUGUCCCAGGCGGCUCCCGCCAGUGCUCCCUAUACCCUGCGCCCAGCGGUGGCUAUGGCUUCCGACUUAGCUGUGUGGCCAGUGAGCCUCGAAUCUUCAUCUCCCAGGUGACCCUAGGAGGCCCAGCUGCCCAGGCAGGGCUGCAGAUGGGAGAUGUGAUUCUGGAGGUGAACGGGUAUCCCAUGGGUGGAGAGAAUGACCUGGAAAAGCUUCAGCAGCUGGCUGUGGCUGAGCCACCGCUCCACCUGAAGCUGGCAGCGAGGUCGUGCCAGGGCUCAGAAGCCUGUAAUCCCCCCAGGUUUGGAGAGGACCGGGCUCCAGUGUCAGAGCUGCUAUAGUCCUCUCCUGCUUGGCACAGACCUGCCCAGUGGCCUUCCUGUCUUCACUCUCCUGCUUGUGAUGGUAGGAGCUGAGAAGCUCUCUUUAAGCCAGAAGGGACAGCUCUAGGAUUCUGGGCACUUCCAAUCACAGGAUUGCCCUGUGUCUCUCCACCUUCCCUUGGGCCCACCUCCCAGAAGAAGGUGUGUCCAGAGGUCUUAGCCAGCCCCACUAGUGGGCGGUCUGCCCUCUGGUUCCACAGGAAGUCCUAUGGGAGUUUUGGGAGUUGUGUCCCACAGAUGGGAGUUCUGCCUGAAACAAGUGGUGGGAUUUAAAAUAAAUUAUACUCUUUCCCGGCACAGAGCUCCUAAAGCCCUUGGAAUUUCCUAAGUAGUAAGAGUGAUCUUUUACUCAUA
Enhydra lutris kenyoni (northern sea otter) is the source of this 1914-nucleotide messenger RNA. RefSeq names its product PDZ domain containing 3 (gene NHERF4). Gene Ontology annotation, cellular component: apical plasma membrane. Gene Ontology annotation, molecular function: signaling receptor binding; protein-membrane adaptor activity. Gene Ontology annotation, biological process: protein localization to plasma membrane. The coding region runs from base 1 to 1518 and encodes 505 amino acids. The transcript is spliced from 11 exons. NCBI's taxonomy places the organism in Eukaryota, Metazoa, Chordata, Mammalia, Carnivora, Mustelidae. The record is from RefSeq and is a predicted model, not a curated record.